AUGGGCUCCAACGCGGUGGAAGAGACCGAAUUGAAACGAGGUGUUGGCGACCAAUCCGAUUUUCCGUCUUCGGUAGCCGGAAUUGAUGUGUCCGGUCUGGAUGAUGAUGCGCUCUACUGGUGGCGUACCAGCGGGUUCGACCUGGCCCGGAUGAUGGAAGAGGCUGAUUUUCCCGAGAAGACGAAGAAUCAAUUCCUCACAUUCUACAGUACUGUCAUUUGUCCAUUGCUGAAAGGAAAGCCAGAGUCUGGAUCAAUGCCGACUGCCGUGGGUUGGGAUGGCAAUCCCUUCGAAUACAGUUGGGAAUUCAAAGGUUCCACCAAGAAGUCGAGUGUGCGGUUUGUGUUGGAUCUGACCGAAGUCCGCCCACCGAAUAAGGAAUGCCCCAUGAGUGUGGAUACGGUGGAGGGGGUUCUCAAAGUUCUGAAGGACAAGAGUCCACUUUACUAUGAUAAAUGGCAUCGCGCGAUUGAGCGGUGGUCAGUAUAUUCAAAUGUACCGGCCGAGAGGCAAGAGUAUCUGAUAUCCAAAGCGGGACAUCGGACGCCUACCAUUCUCGGCUUCGACAUCAACCCCAAGAUCACCGAGAUGGCCCCAGAUAUGCUCCCUGUCAUGAUCAAGAGCUACUUCCCACCAUGCUUCGUGGCUGCGGACCGCGGCUUCACGCGCUUUCAGGCCCUCUCCUUGGGCGUGCGGCAGUUGCCCGACAUCGGCUCGCACCCAAACAUCCUGCUCGGGCUGAAGAUGAUCGAGGACUUCGUGGCCGACAAUCCCCAGUAUGAGUCUCAGGGUCGUGGUCUGUCCACUGAUUUUGUGCGCAACGCCCGCCUCAAGGUGUAUUUGCGGUACCUGGGCGACGACUUUGAUGAGAUCUGGGACUACUACACGCUUGGCGGACGGAUCCCCAUCCCAGACCUGGAAGAGGACAAGCAAAAGCUGAAGGACAUCAUUCAACUUUCUAGGGGAAUGUGCUAUCCUGUCAACAAGAUCCGCAAGGAGACCGAGGACGACAAGAAGCGCCGUGCUAUCCUGGGCACAAAACCUUCGUCGUUGUACUUCUCGCUCACGCCUGACAAGCCGUACCCCAUCCCCAAAUUCUACUUCUAUCCGGGCUUUCAAGCGCCAAAUGACGAAGCCGUGGCGCAGGGACUUGAUCUCUGGUUGGAAAAGUAUGGAUGGGCCGAUGGCGGACCGACUAUUGAGGAACGGACCAAGAACACAUUCAAAUACCGGAGCCUCGAUGAGAAGCCCGGCAUCUUCACGUUCAUUGGGUUCGGAAGGAAAGAAGGCGUUGACGACCGCGCUUUGAGUUUGCAAAUAUAUAUGUCGUUUAAAUACAACUCAAUCCUCCUUGUGGGAGCCACUUCUGGAAUCGGCGCCGGUCUAGCGGACAAAUUCGUAGCCGAGGGUUCUCAAGUCGUCGCCGUAGGUCGCCGCCAAGACAAACUCGAUGACUUUGUCAACAAGCACAAUUCUGCCAACGCGGCCGCCAUUAGAUACGACAUCACAGACGGCGCAGGCUUGAACGCUUUUGUCAACGAAGUUAUCAAGAAGUACCCAGACUUAGACGCAGUGUUCUUGAAUGCAGGCGUCCAAAGUCAAAUACGCCUAUCACGGGCUGCCGAGUUCGACGCCGCCAGCUUCCACUAUGAAAUAAACGUCAACUUCACCAGCAUCGUCAACCUGGCUAUGGCAUUUCUACCACACUUGCAGGCCAAGACACAACCGACUAGUUUAAUCAUCACGGGAACUCACCUCGGCCUAGUUCCGGCUCCGACGAUCCCUGCUUAUUCGGCGUCAAAGGCGGCUCUGACUUCUUUCGUCGACUGUCUCCGGGACCAGAAUCGCCACAAGUCUACCAGGAUCAUUGAGAUUUAUCCUCCGGUUGUGCAAUCCGAGCUUCAUGAUUAUCUAGGGGAGGAUGUCGGCCGCUCCCUCGGGAUGCCUCUUGACCAGUUCACGGAGGAGGCGUACGAACAGCUGUUAAGCGGCGAUGAACUUAUCGUCAUUGGGUCUGUUGCAACCGAGCCGCGUGAAUCUUAUAUUGAACUGGUCGAGAAGCGCAGGCAGAUAUACAGCAAGCUGUCACACGCAAUGCUGGCGCGCUUCGAGUUGUGA
Messenger RNA from Diaporthe batatas, 2118 nucleotides. RefSeq lists its product as uncharacterized. Gene Ontology annotation, biological process: alkaloid metabolic process. Lineage: Eukaryota; Fungi; Ascomycota; Sordariomycetes; Diaporthales; Diaporthaceae. The transcript has 6 exons. The coding region runs from base 1 to 2118 and encodes 705 amino acids. Gene Ontology annotation, molecular function: transferase activity, transferring alkyl or aryl (other than methyl) groups. The record is from RefSeq and is a predicted model, not a curated record.